This is a messenger RNA of Magallana angulata, 967 nucleotides long. RefSeq lists its product as uncharacterized. The record is from RefSeq and is a predicted model, not a curated record. The transcript has 7 exons. Lineage: Eukaryota; Metazoa; Mollusca; Bivalvia; Ostreida; Ostreidae. Gene Ontology annotation, molecular function: zinc ion binding; hydrolase activity, acting on carbon-nitrogen (but not peptide) bonds, in cyclic amidines. The coding region runs from base 14 to 967 and encodes 317 amino acids.
AAAGGACAAAAAAAUGGACAAAGACAAACGCAAAAAAGAAGAAGAAAGCAAGAAGAAAAAAACCACCCCUAAAGUUGCCUUGAAAAAAGAGAAAAGCAAAAAGGAAGAAAGCAAGAAGAAAGCGGAGAAAGAAAUUGACACUGACUCGGAUGAAGAAGAGCAAAUGAUUCAGAGAAAGAAAAGCCCGAAAUCAAAAGGGGCUGCUAAAAUAAUUGGUCAAGACAAACAAAAAGAUGACAGCAACGGUUGCUCAGAGGAAUUGCCAGAAGCGUCUCCAUCAGAUGACAGCAACGGUUGCUCAGAGGAAUUGCCAGAAGCGUCUCCAUCAGCUGAAGCAGAUCCCCAUGAAUUAAAAAUAAGGAAAAUGUAUGACACUGUUCUGGAUCACAAUCACGGAUGGAGCAAAGCCACGACAACAUAUUUAAUUUGCAGGAUUAAUUCUGAGGCUGACCCUAUAAUACUGAAAAAUGGGAUAAAACAUGCAGAGGAAUUAUUGAUAAAUGAACUGAAUGGCAAGAACACAUCAUUAUUGACAACUAUAACCCUAUACUUAAGCAAUUCUCCUUGCUCAAGUAAGGAACACGGCUGCUCCGGCGAGUUAGUCAAGUUUCUAAAUGAACACACACAGGUUAUUUUGAUACUAUAUGUCGCAAAUUUGUACAACAUACGGCGGGUGUCUUGCAAAGGCGAAAGGCAUUAUACUUGGGUUACUCCAGAUGUCCAUAAAGCUAACUUUACUGGGUUAAAGGACCUGAUGGAGCACAACCGCUGCGUGGUGAGUGCAUUUAGUUUCGCUGCCUGGUCAGAGUUGUUAAGCAUUGUGCCUGUCUCGGAUUCAUUUAGGUCUCAACUUCUAGAUGAAUACAAACGUAUAGUACCCAGGAAUGACAGAAGUAGAGAAACCGAGGAUUGUCGGAUUAGAUCAGAUUUAAUGUGUAUCAGAUACAUACCAUUUGUAAUUCAAUAG